Cygnus atratus (black swan) is the source of this 982-nucleotide messenger RNA. RefSeq names its product GINS complex subunit 2 (gene GINS2). Lineage: Eukaryota; Metazoa; Chordata; Aves; Anseriformes; Anatidae. Gene Ontology annotation, cellular component: GINS complex; nucleus. Bases 100 to 657 code for a protein of 185 amino acids. The record is from RefSeq and is a predicted model, not a curated record. Gene Ontology annotation, biological process: double-strand break repair via break-induced replication; DNA replication. The transcript is spliced from 6 exons.
GUGGGCGGGGCUUGGCGGCCGCGCAGCCAAUGGGGAAGCCGGGCGCGUGGCGGGCCGAGAGCCGGUUCCGGUUCCGGUCCCGGUGCCGGUGCCGUCGCCAUGGAGCCGGCCGAGGCGGAGUUCCUGGCCGAGAAGGAGCUGGUGACGAUCGUGCCCAGCUUCAGCAUGGACCGCGUGCACCUCAUCGGGGGGGACCUGGGCCCCUUCAAUCCCGGGCUGCCGGUGGAGGUGCCCGUCUGGCUGGCCGUAAACCUGAAGCAGAGGCAGAAGUGCCGCCUGGUUCCCCCGGAGUGGAUGGAUGUGGAAAAACUGGAGGGGAUUCGGGACCAGGAACGCAAAGAGGACACCUUCACCCCGAUGCCCAGCCCCUACUACAUGGAGCUCACGAAGCUGCUGUUAAACUACGCCUCCGACAACAUCCCCAAAGCCGACGAGAUUCGCACGCUGGUGAAGGACACGUGGGACACGCGCAUGGCCAAGCUGCGGCUGUCCGCGGACAGCUUCGUCAGGCAGCAGGAGGCUCACGCCAAGCUGGAUAACCUAACCCUGAUGGAGAUCAACACCAUCGGGACUUUCCUCACCCAAGCCUUGGACCACAUGUACAAGCUGCGGACCAACCUCCAGCCCGCCGAGAGCUCCCAGUCCCAGGACUUCUGAGGGCGUGGGUGUGCUUCACAGAGGGAACUUCUGAGGGCAGCACAGGCCGCACGCCGGCUUGGAAGCGAUGAAUUUCGAGGCGGCGCUUGGCCGGGAAUUCGCUCAGAGCCUUGAAACGGCGGGGGGAAGAUGUGCGGGGGUAGCGAGAGGUGCGUGCCGGGGAGAUCAGCUGGGAGGCACCUCCAGCUGCUCCGGGGAGGAGGACAAAAGGAAACGGCUUUCCCCCUCCCGCCCGGGCUGUUUUGGACUACGUCUCCCUUUUAUUUGUAUCUGAAACCGUGCGGAAAUAAAUAAAACGACCGGCAGCUGACCGAACUGCGCCGAA